AUGCAGCACGUGGAAAAAAUUGGAGAUUUACUUCAUACACUUCAAGAUUUUUAUUCUCAUUCAAAUUGGGUUGAAAUGGGUAAAACAGAAAUAAAUCCUCAUAUUGGUAUUCAAGAAAAUAUUGGUCGAAUAGCUGAAAUCACUCAAGCAACAUGUAGUAGUGUUGGAUGUAAAAAAAUUCAAUCAAAAUGUAAUCUCAUUCAAAAAUUUAUUAUAAAAACAUGUCCAAUGGAGUAUUAUGAAUGUAAAGAUAAUAUCCUAGAUGAAAUCAAUAAACAAGGUAUAUUAACUAGUGGUUACAUGUCUAAUCAGUUCACUGAUAAAGGAGAACCAAUAGUAAAACCAACUAAUGUACAAAAAUGUUCACAUGGUUCUGUUAUGGAUAAAACAUCUCAUCAAGUACCUAUAGGUGGUAUCAAUAAAGAUGCAAUGACAUCUAUGUUUUCUCCUCAUUAUUAUCUUCAUAUUAAAGCAGUUCAAUUCGCAGUAGAGGCUACUGAACGAUUCUUCAAUGAUUUACGAAAAGAUUUCGGUGAUACAAAUUUUGAUCGUCUAUUUGCCAUUAAUCCAACUGAAGUACAAAUCCAGCAGGCAAUGAUUGCCAUAGAAAAUCAUGAAAAGUUUCAUUUUCUUACAUCAGCACUUUCAAUAGGUCUAAGCACUCGUGAUAUUAAUUUUGAUAAGGCAAUAAAAAACCGAAUUCAAGAAAUUAUUUCAGUCCUGUUUAAUUCCAACGAUGAUACUGCGCCAACAUAUGAUCUCAGUGACAUUGGAGUCGACAAAACUAGCGUGAACAUAGAUGGAGCGUCGUUACUAAUCGACAAUUCGAAAAGUAUCAAAAGAAGACGAUUUGGUCGACGUCGAUAUAAAUGGACUAUGAUAUAA
Rotaria sp. Silwood2 is the source of this 885-nucleotide messenger RNA. The record is from the annotation of a GenBank genome assembly. Lineage: Eukaryota; Metazoa; Rotifera; Eurotatoria; Philodinida; Philodinidae.